Molecule: messenger RNA, 2245 nt
Organism: Mirounga angustirostris (Northern elephant seal)
Lineage: Eukaryota; Metazoa; Chordata; Mammalia; Carnivora; Phocidae
Product: protein SDA1 homolog
Biological process (GO): ribosomal large subunit export from nucleus; ribosomal large subunit biogenesis
Cellular component (GO): nucleolus
Source: RefSeq, a predicted model, not a curated record
GUGGUUGCCGGUGGUGUGGGGUUUCUUAAAACUGUUCCCUGCAGAGCCAGUCAGCAGCCAACAUGUCUAACAGAAACAAUAACAAGCUGCCCAGCAACCUGCCGCAGCUACAGAAUCUGAUCAAGUGGGAUCUGCCAGCCUACGUUGAGGAGUUUCUACAGCAGUAUAAUCACUACAAAUCCAAUGUGGAGAUUUUCAAAUUACAACCAAACAAACCUAGCAAAGAACUGGCAGAGCUGGUGAUGUUUAUGGCACAGAUUGGUCACUGCUAUCCAGAACAUUUAAGUAAUUUUCCUCAAGAGCUGAAAGAUCUUCUCUCCUAUAAUCACACUGUCUUGGAUCCAGAUCUUCGAAUGACAUUUUGCAAAGCUUUGAUCUUGCUGAGAAAUAAGAAUCUCAUCAAUCCAUCAAGUUUGCUAGAACUCUUCUUUGAGCUUCUGCGUUGCCCUGAUAAGCUUCUGCGAAAGACUUUAUACACACAUAUUGUCACUGAUAUCAAGAAUAUAAAUGCAAAACACAAGAACAAUAAAGUGAAUAUAGUGUUGCAGAAUUUCAUGUACACCAUGUUAAGAGAUAGCAAUGCAACUGCAGCCAAGAUAUCUUUGGAUGUGAUGAUUGAACUCUACAGAAGAAACAUCUGGAAUGAUGCCAAAACUGUCAAUGUGAUCACAACUGCAUGUUUCUCUAAGGUCACCAAGAUAUUAGUUGCUGCUUUGAUAUUUUUCCUUGGGAAAGAUGAAGAGGAAAAACAGGACAGCGACUCAGAAUCUGAGGAUGAAGGACCAACAGCAAGAGACCUGCUAGUGCAAUAUGCCACAGGGAAGAAAAGCUCCAAACACAAGAAAAGGUUGGAAAAGGCUAUGAAAGUGCUCAAGAAACAAAAAAAGAAGAAGAAAUCAGAGGUCUUUAACUUUUCAGCUAUUCAUUUGAUUCAUGAUCCCCAAGAUUUUGCAGAAAAACUACUAAAGCAGCUAGAGAGCUCUAUGGAGAGGUUUGAGGUGAAAAUGAUGCUCAUGAACCUCAUCUCGAGAUUGGUGGGAGUUCACAAGCUUUUUCUCUUCUAUCCAUUUGUGCAAAGGUUUCUGCAGCCCCACCAAAGAGAAGUAACAAAGAUCUUUCUGUUUGCUGCCCAAGCAUCUCAUCACUUAGUACCCCCAGAGAUCAUUCAGUCAGUGCUCAUGACUGUGGCCAACAAUUUUGUCACCAACAAGAACUCUGGGGAGGUCAUGACAGUAGGAAUCAAUGCUAUAAAAGAGGUAAGAGCUCAAUGUCCUCUAGCCGUGACUGAAGAACUUCUCCAAGACCUGGCUCAGUAUAAAACACACAGUAAGAAUGUGAUGAUGUCUGCUAGAACUUUGAUUCAACUCUUCCGAACACUGAAUCCUAAGAUGUUGCAGAAGAAAUUCCGGGGUAAGCCUACAGGGGCUUCCAUAGAAGCAAGAGUGCAAGAAUAUGGAGAAUUAGAUGCUAAAAAUUACAUUCCAGGAGCAGAAAUUCUAGAAGUUGAAAAAGAAGAGGAUGCUGAAAACGAUGAAGAUGGGUGGGAAAGUACUAAUCUCAGUGAGGAGGCAGAUGCCGAUGGUGAGUGGGUUGAUGUGCACUGCUCUUCUGAUGAAGAACAGCAAGAAAUAUCCAAGAAGCUCAACAGCAUGCCCAUGGAGGAGCGGAAACCCAAAGCUGCAGCCAUUAGCACGAGCCAAGUUUUAACUCAGGAAGACUUCCAGAAAAUCCGCAUGGCCCAAAUGAGGAAAGAACUCGACGCUGCCCCAGGGAAAGCCCAAAAGAGGAAAUAUAUUGAAAUUGAUAGUGAUGAGGAUCCCAGGGGUGAGUUACUUUCUCUUCGGGACAUUGAACGCCUUCAUAAGAAGCCAAAGUCUGACAAGGAGACAAGACUAGCAACGGCAAUGGCUGGAAAGACAGAUUGAAAAGAAUUUGUGAGGAAGAAAACCAAAAUGAACCCAUUUUCCAGUUCCACAAAUAAAGAGAAGAAAAAACAGAAGAACUUUAUGGUGAUGCGAUAUAGCCAUAAUGUCCGGUCAAAAAACAAGUGCUCCUUCUGAGAAAAGCAGCUGGCACUACGAGAUGCACUUUUGAAAAAGAGAAAAAGAAUGAAGUAAUCUCCAAGCAAAUUUUCCAUUCCAAGAAGAAUGCUAAAUUUGUAUCAUUAUUUUGAAAAUUAGUUAAUCAAAAAUAUUUAUUUACAUUAAAAAGUCCUGAAGCACUAUAUUGUGAAAAACAUAGUAAA